UUUUUUGGGUAUGACAGCAGUUCAAAGCAGCAGCAAAGAAUUUUUGGAUAUAAAGAAAUACGUGCACUCCAGGCCAUGCAUUUUCCUUGAUCAAGCAAGGAAAGUCUUCAAUCAACUUUGACUGUGUUGAAGGCUUCAUGGCAGCAUUGUUUUGAUUUCCAAGCCGCCAUACACAACCCCCCCCCCCCCCCCCCCGCUCUCUCUCUCUCUCUGUGUGUGUGUGUGUGUGUGUGUGUCUCUCUCUCUCUGACAUGAAUCCUUUUCUCACCCUUUUCAUCUUCUUUGCUCCCAUCUUGUUUCUCCUCAUGAGGAGAAAAUCAACAUCAGAAAGGCUUCCACCAGGAUCACUUGGAUUACCCAUCAUAGGGCAAAGCCUAGUCUUUCUCAGGGAACUGAAGGCCAAUACUGCUGAAAAAUGGCUGGAGGAAAGAGUUACAAAGUAUGGUCCAGUUUCAAAGCUAAGUCUCUUUGGCAAACCCACUGUUUUCAUUCAUGGCCAGGCAGCAAACAAGUUUGUGUUCUCAAGCGAUAGCAGAGCGAUUGCUAACCAGCAGCCUGACUCAUUCAGGAUGAUAAUUGGCGAGCGGAAUGUGUUGGAACUCAGCGGCGAAGAUCACAAGCGUGUCAGAGACGCCCUCAUGUUGUUCUUGAAGCCGGAAUGCCUGAAGCAGUAUGUGGGGAAGAUGGAUGAAGAAGUCAGGAGGCACCUUGAGUUGCAUUGGGAAGGCCAACAGAAGGUCACGGUGUUGCCCCUUAUGAAGACCCUCGCAUUUGACAUGAUAUGCUCCCUCCUAUGCGGCAUUGAACACGGAUCACAAAGAGAUGAUCUUAGUACAUGCAUCAAACUGUUGGUAGACGGAAUGUGGUCAGUUCCGCUAAAUUUUCCCUUCACACGCUACUACCAUGGCCUCAGGGCAAGUGCAAGGCUCCAAAACAUGUUGAAAGACCUUAUACGCGAGAAGAGUGUCGAGCUUGAGCAAGAGGGUGUUUCAUCUCACCAAGACCUUAUCAGUUGUUUGGUCAGCAUCCGUGGCCAAGAUAAUGGAGAAUCGCUAUCAGAAGAUGAGAUCGUGCACAAUGUCGUGGCUGUUAUGUUUGCCGGACAUGAAACCACUGCUACCCUAAUUACUUUCAUCAUUCGUGUUCUAGCUAACGAACCAGCUAUAUAUGCUAGUGUUGUUCAAGAACAAGAAGAGAUAGCAAAAGGAAAGGUCCCAGGAGAGCUGCUAACAUGGGAAGACAUUGCCAAGAUGAAGUACACAUGGAAAGUAGCAUUGGAGACCCUGAGAAUGGUACCUCCCGUCUUUGGAGGAUUCAGGAAAACACUGAAAGAUAUCGAAUAUGGUGGUUUCAUCAUUCCUAAAGGAUGGCAAAUAUUCUGGGCGACAAGAAUGACUCACAUGGAUGGUGGCCUAUUUGAAGAACCAUCAAAGUUUGAUCCAACGCGAUUUGAGAACCAAGCAUCGGUUCCAUCCUACUGCUUCAUUCCAUUUGGAGGGGGGCCUCGUAUAUGCCCAGGGUAUGAGUUUGCGAAAAUCGAAACUCUAGUCGCGAUCCAUAACCUGGUCACUCGAUUCACGUGGAAGUUGUGCUGCAAUGACAAUGGUUUCAGUUGGGUUCCAACACCUGUACCCCCUAAAGGACUUCCUAUCGAAAUUAUGCCAAAGAAAACACUGCAAAUUUGAUGGAAGUGAGAGCUGCUAAAUAAAAUGUAAAUGCCUUGAAUGAUCUAUGUUCAAAUCACCAUCCUUUUUGCUUCCUGUCCAUAUGUAAAAGCACCGGCUAAGCUAUGAAGUUGAGAUAAUACUUCGUACUCUUUGUACAAGCCAUGAUUUCAAAAGCAAAAA
This is a messenger RNA of Rhododendron vialii, 1847 nucleotides long. RefSeq names its product cytochrome P450 716B1-like. The transcript has 4 exons. Bases 252 to 1685 code for a protein of 477 amino acids. The record is from RefSeq and is a predicted model, not a curated record. Gene Ontology annotation, biological process: sterol metabolic process. Gene Ontology annotation, molecular function: iron ion binding; oxidoreductase activity, acting on paired donors, with incorporation or reduction of molecular oxygen; monooxygenase activity. NCBI's taxonomy places the organism in Eukaryota, Viridiplantae, Streptophyta, Magnoliopsida, Ericales, Ericaceae.